Pecten maximus is the source of this 3446-nucleotide messenger RNA. RefSeq lists its product as uncharacterized. Bases 79 to 1197 code for a protein of 372 amino acids. The record is from RefSeq and is a predicted model, not a curated record. Gene Ontology annotation, molecular function: protein binding. NCBI's taxonomy places the organism in Eukaryota, Metazoa, Mollusca, Bivalvia, Pectinida, Pectinidae. The transcript has 4 exons.
UCUAGCUAUGCCUUGUAUCCUGUCAGUAAAGAUAAGAACAUCGUAAUAUACAUAUGACGGCCAUGAUCAGGACACCACAUGACCUUAACGAUGAAUUCUGUUUACAUUGUCGUCUUCGCGACAGUUGGUGUAGCCAUCGCUUUCUCCGGUAAUGAUGCAGAAUAUAUGCUACGCGAAAUCCAACAAAUCCGUCAGGAGCAUUUGGACGAGAUCAAGACAUAUCAACAGUAUAUUGAUUCUAUCAUAGAGGAAAACAGUAAAAUCAAACAACGAAUGGAUGUUCUUGAACGUGAAAACAUGAUGAUGUUUAAAAGACUUUCAACUCUUGAGGAUCAAUAUAAAGAUUACGAUAAUCGCAAAUUGAUAAACGUUCAAUUUGAUACGGCAGCUGCUAAUCUACAUACUGAAAUCAACGACAUCCAAUCAUCGCCAUUAAGGUCGAGAGACACUCCAGCGGAGACUCGCCAGCAAAUCACAAACCCAAGAGCCGAAGGUAACCGACCAAUCACGUUACCAGAAACAAGUUCAAAAACUAACCAACCAAUCAAGUUUCAAGAGACAAGUGCAAAAACUAACCAACCAAUCACGUUGAUCGACACGUCAUCGGAGACACACCAACCAAUCAUGUCGAUAGAUACAGAAGUUGAAACCAACAAACCAAUGCCAAGUCAAAACGAGAUUUCUUUUAUCACGCCAAAAAAAGGGAAACGUAUUUCUGAAGCAGGAGAAAGAGAUUCAGGAUGUUCCGACAUGAAGUUGACCAAUCGUGUCGGGUCUGUUACACAUGCAGUCGGGUUUUAUGCUGCCCUAGCCCCGGACGUAUCACUAGGAGACCAACAAGAUGUCAAAUUUGACCAUGUUUACACAAACCUUGGACAGGGGUACGAACCCAGAGACGGCCACUUCAGGGCUCCUGUCGCCGGUCUGUAUCUCUUGUCCGCUACAGUUCUCAGUGCUGGAGCUACGCCAGAUGACAUGUUACUGGAAUUGGUAAAAAAUGGAGCAAACGUUGGUCAGAUAUAUGCCACAAAGAGUUUGAACGAGGGUUCGAGAGUAAUCGUCCUUUCUCUUGACGUAGGGGACAUGGUUUGGGUUCGUCAUAUGAUAGGAGACCCAGGAACUGUCGCUAAUGGUUCCCAUUAUAGCACUUUCUCGGGCGUUCUGAUUUCAGCAUUUAGUAGUACAACUGCCAUUUAGCAAAUAAAUUAUCGGCAUGAAUGGUGUCCAUAAUGUCUUACAAGUAAUAAUUGAUAAGUGUUUUGAGUCCGAAAUAUCAGUAGAAUUAUGUACAUAUUUAAGUCUCUAAGUGAGAUCAAUGCUCAAUUGGAUAAUAGAAUCCAUUAAAAUAAAUCAAGUUGGCUCACAUGUAAAGGUACUAUGUAGGGAAGGUCUCAUUGGGUAUAUUAGAUAUUAUAAUUGUGUAUAGUUAUACAUUGCAUGUACACAUAACAAUUUUAAAAGAUUUCCUAAAAUUUCCAUAGCUUUUAAGAAAGUUUCUCAAUAUUUUCUAGGGAUUUUUAGAUUUCUUGAAAUGCAUCUUCAGUCUAUUGCUUCUAUUUUAUGUAGGAAAGGUCUCAUUGGAUAUAUUGGAGAUUAUAAUCGUGUAUACAUAUACAAAGACAUGUCGCUUAUCAAGUUCUUUAUUACCUUGGAGUCUUCCGACUCAUCAGUAUUAUACAAAUACAUUAUUAUACACAUUUAAAUAACAUUGAAAAUGUAAAAGAAUAAUAAUUACGUAUAAGAGACUUUAUACUCGGAGAGUUAAUGAAAUUCUUUUGGCAUUAGCCUCUUGUCGUACACAAUCGAUUUAGAUGAUCAUGUACUUUUCAAGAGCUGCUCGCUGACUUCUGGCCAUCUUCCAAUGAAAAUGACCAGUGUUAUCACUUAUUUUGCCUAUCUAUGCAGGCCAACUUUUCUUUUAAUACACAUUACAAAUUUAAAAUAUUUCUUAAAUUUUUCACAGCUUUUUAAGAAAUAUUUUGAAAUAUAUUCUAGUGAUUUUUAGAUUUCGUGUAAUGCAUCUUCAGUCUAUUGCUUUUCCUAGGUUGUAAUGCACAGUGUCCUUUAUACACUAGUGCUGUCCUCAAUAAAACUCUUACAUAUGUCGUCCACAUACCACAGACGUCUGCUUCUGGUAAGUAUUAAUAUAAAAACAAUAUUAGACCCUACUAAUACUUAAUAGUAGAAGUAGGGCUAUCAUUUUUAUAUCAAUACUAGCCAGAAGCAGACGUCUGUGCGUGUACCGAUGGUCUCUACACUAGUCCCCUCACUAAUAAGACCCUUCCUUGCAUCGUGCCGUGUAACGAUGGUCUAUAUUUAUUCACAAAUGCCCUAACUAUUAAGACCCGUACAUACAUCCUUGUUGGUUAGUUCUAGAGAUAAGAAUACUAUUGAGCGUUGUUGCGGUUAUUGACGUCACUAAAUGGUGUUUGUUUGUUUUCUACGAUUUCAAGUGUAUUUAAUCCAGCGGAUAACUUUAUAACCAUCUGGUGGUACAUAGAGCAUUUGUAAAAUUAAUUAACGUCUUUAUUUACAUACUACAGAAAAGUAUAGACCUUUUUUGCGCAGAGGUUCUAAGCAAUUGUCACGUAAUAUUUAAUUGAUAAAACACGUUAAUGAAUAUUCUAUGACACAAAUCUGAUAGAUCAUAUAUGUGUAAAGACAGAUUUCUGUUGCAUAAUUUGGGAGGCGAGGUAUUCCUUGGAACAUGUGAAUUGUCAUGUGAAUAUCAUAAUCGAAUAAUUAUUAUUCAUUACAUAUGAUUGGCAUCUUAAUCAUGUGAUGUACAUAUUUAAUUAACAUGUUUACCACGUGAUUUACUGACAAAUUUGGCUUUUCGUUUUACGUUCUAUAGAUUUAUCACGGUUUGUGUUAAACAAUUUAGAACACGUAUAAUUAACGGUUUUUUCUCACAAAUAUGUCCAUUGAUUGCUGAAAAACAUGAAAACACAUUUAUGAUAUAAAGCUCGAAGGGUUCAGUCUGGAGGUCUGUUUGUUUUCAUAAAGAUCUACUCGAAUAUUGUUUUUUUUUUUCUGUUUCUCCUGUAAAUUUUUUAAAUAAAGACAAAUUGAUAUAUGUUCAUUUAUUGCUGUCGCAGUAAAGCAAACAAAUACAAAUUAUUUUAUAUUGAAAUGCGCCGUUCGAAUUCGUGUGUAACUUUCUUUUGGGGUUUGGAGCUUUCAUAUUAUUGCGUUGGUACAAAUUUUCGUUGUUAGCCCAUACGACGAUUAGACAUACAGCAAUUUGCGUUGUAUUUUUAUUCAUGGUUAUAUAGGAACCACGAAAACAAAAAUGCAUAACAAUGAACGUUUCAUAUUAUACAAUAUUUAACGAAACAUGACAUGAUGGGCAAAAAACGUGUAUACAAAAAUCAUGACAGAUUUUGUUAUAUCAUUUAACGAUGUUCUUGUAUGCUUUGCAAAUAAAAAGAAGAGGAUGAACUUCA